GCGAGAGAGAGAAACUCCGUCCUCAGCCCCUCACGUCAUUUCAUAUUGCACAACCAACAUGGCCGAACGGACCUCUCCCGAGACACAAGUAUUAACAGACGCAGACAUCCUGAAGAAAUUUGCCCAGAAAGUUACAACAUCGAAUCGGAAUGAGAGAAUUGAAUUACUAAAAUUGGUUAAGAAGUCAGCAGCCAAUGCUCUCCCAGAGAAUGCCGUCAAAGGUAUAUUGCGGUACCUUUUGCUGACACUGGGUCGUUACCAAGACCGUCGGUCCCAGCUGGCUGUACAGGAUGUUGUGUCACAGUUGGCCCUCAAGCAUCCGCAGGCCACCCUCAAGUGCAUCUCUACCUCUCUUGCAAACUUUGCCAACCUUCAGAAGACUUGUGGCGCCUCCAGUAAAGCUGUUUCUACCGAGUCCCUACAAGCCCUCAUCUGGACGUGUAUUGUGGCAGACCAAGUUUUUGCCCCUGACAAAUCCAGCUCCACUGAUGACCUGAAAGCCCUGGUGUCUCUACAGUCACUCCUUCUCUAUGGAUGCCACUCGGCCCGUCUCAACACACUCAAUGCCGUUGCAUACAAACACAUUUCCAGGUUGUGGAAGAAGUCGCCUGCAACCGUGCAGUUGUACACGGAAUAUUUGACGUCACUGGAAGGUGCACCACACCUGCUCAGCCUCGCUUCGCUUGUGAUGCAGCAUCUGCAUGACACCAAGAACAAAGAAUGCAUCCAGGCAUGCAAGAAACCAUUUUGUGAUCUUUACCUUAAGCAAGUAUUGGCAUACCGGUCGACUCCACCCCUGCAUCUCUUGGAGAACUGCCAGUCCUUGCUCCGCCACGUCAACCACGAAGACUUCAACGAAAUCCUGCUCCCUGCUGCACAGAAAGCUACACUGCGCAACCCAGAGAUCAUACUGCAAGCUGUUGAACAUUUACUGAUUGGUGUCCAGUUAGACAUGAGCAAGUAUGCACUGGACUUGGCGAAACCCAUCGCAAAACAGUUAUUUGUCAAAGAAGAAAGUGUCCGUCAGUCGGCCAGCAAUGUCCUCGAGGCCCUUGCACGACAAUGCAGUUCACCCGACGCAGUUGACAGUGUCACAAUACAUCUGUUUCAAGUUUUAGCAGGUUCGGAAGGCAAGUUGAUUUCAGCUGACCAACGCAUUGGUGUUCUAAAUGGCAUCAACAGUCUCAGUCACCAUGUGGUCAGUGGUGUGGCUGUUGUCCAGAAACUCACAGCUUCUAUCACAGAACGGUUCAUUCCCAUCCUGGGGCAAGAAGUUCAUGAGGGGACGUUGGUCUGUAUACUCCAAGUAUUAACCUCCUGGUGUUCACGUUUACACACUGAAGUCCCGCCUGCCCUCGUUGAUGGUUUCAAGAAAGGACUCACCCUUAAGACUUCCACAUCUGCGGUACGCAAUGCCUACAUAUGUUGUAUGGUUUCUGCAUUUCAUGGUGACACCUUACUCCAGGCACAGAAAGUGGUGCCCCUCCUGUUGCAAGUCGUUGAGAAGGCCAGCAAUCAACCCAAUCAGACACAAUUAGUCACGGAGGCCUUGUCUGCCUCCCGUCUGUUGCUCCAGCUGAGCCUGGCUGACAUCCAGUAUGAGACGAAGCUUGCCCAGUUCUGGAACGUCGUCCUUGAUGCCAGCAAACUGCUCUUCUUCAACGACAAGAGCCUCUCUUCCCUGUCUGAUGAAGCAUUUCUCGAUCUCAUUUUCAUGGUUGAGAAACUCAUUCUGGACUUUCCGACAAUGGAUCUCAACAAAAUCUCCAAGCCCCUGUACAAAGCCCUCGUGCUCGGCCUCACCCACUCCAGCUGGUUGGUGCGGAAGCAAUCAAUGCAGUGCUUGAAACGUGUCUUCCACCUUAGCGAUCGCUUGUCGAUGGUGGUGGCCAUCAUAGCUGAGCUGGACAACGUGUUGACCUCCAUGAAGAUUCCAACAACUCCAUCUCUGAGUGAAGAUUCUGAAGAACAGGAUACUAAGAAGAUCGAUGCCAAAGUGUUUGGCAAUGCCCUUCUUGCACUUUGCAAAAUACCAGAUCCCAAACCAUCGGAAAUUGAAACCUUGGCUCUUGCUGCUUUCAUCUCUGCCCAUCAUCCGAUAAUUGUGUCCUACAGUAAACAUAUGUGGCAGGACAUCCUGAAACAGUCGGGCCAAAAUGCCAAGACAUUUGUCAAAGACCAUUCGGACAAAUGCCUGGAGAUUGUCAGUAAUGCAGAUUUUGAAACGUGUGUAGAGAACGGUGUAGCAUCCCUGGUCUCCACUGCACCUGACAGGUUCCUCCCACAGCUCAUCGCUCAGAUCUGUGACCAACUGGCAUCGGCAGAGUUCUUACAAGUGACGCAAGACGAGUAUGGGAUCUUUAGGUGCCCUGAAGGACAGCUGUAUGACAAGGCUGUCUUAGAGAGUGUCUUGAAGAAUGAAGUGAAAGAAACCAACAUUCGAAGAGAGAACAAACUUUAUUCCUAUGCUGAACAAAUGGCCGAGAUUGAGCUACGGAAGGAGUUGGAGAAGAAGAAAAGAGCGAAAGGUGGGGAUGUGAAGUUGUCGAAGCAACAGGAAGAGAAACUACAGAUGGCAUUGAAGAAGGAGGCACAGAUCCGCAGUAAUAUACGGAUGCUGAACAACAAACUGGUGCGUUGCUGCAAUACGCUGCACUCUGCAAUCAAAGGUGACUGCAAUGCUGUGUGCAUGUUCAUGUCUAACCUGUGUCAGGUGCUCAUUCCUCUGCUCUACUCGCCGCUUGCUGCUGCACCUGUUUGUCGGCUCCUCAUCACCCUUGGCAAUUCUGCAUUCAUGGACAAACAGUUUGGUGAAAUGGUGAGCCAUGCCACUGUCCGAGCUCUCAAGCCAUACUGCCAGCUGGAGUCGCAGUGGACACAGGAAGAUGAAGUGCAGCAGAUUGAGCGAAUGGUUCAGUUACUGCAUGAUCGUGUUCAAGCCCGGGUUGGUGGAGGGCCAAAACACCCAUUUCCGGCCUCCACGUUUGCCUAUUUUUUCCACCUGCUGUCCGUGGCCCUGUCUGGCCAACAUUGCCCCGUGAACGAUGCCAGCACCACCUGCUUGCGUGCCCUUCAGCUGAUCGUAUGCCACGCUCGCAUAAGGCUCAAAACGCACGGUGGGGUCGGGGGGGGCGACGACAACAACAACAAGAACAGUGCUAAGUCAAAGAACAGCAAGAAAAGGAGGAAGAAGAGGAAGAACAACGAAAACGAGAAGAAUGAAGGUGGUGGUGGUGGUGGCCAAAAGAAGCAGGGAGAGAUUGGGGACAUUCACCAAGAUGAACAGGUAGAGAAGAUAAGGGAGAAGGUGAUGAUGAUGGGGAUGGUGAGAAUGGAGGAAGACAUGGACGAGCAAGAGGAGGAGGAGAAAGGUGGCGGCGGCGGUGACUGUAGGCUGAGCCAUGAAGAUGAGGAAAUCCUUAGAAAACUGUAUGACCCUCAGUUGUUGCCCCAUAAACCACUCCUGCAGCUGCUAAUCAAACUGAUUGGCACGGUGACUUCAACCAAGAUCCAGGACCUCUCCAACACUGCCUUGAUUGAGGUGGCACACAGCCUCAGUGGCAACAUUGACUGUGCCUUUCCUUCCAACGAAGAUAUUUCUGUUAUGCUGUUGGCGCUUGAGGCCCCGUCUCUCUCGGUCAAGAGAGCUGUCUUAGAGGCGAUGACCUUACUGACCAGUGUCCUACCCAACAAAGAUGAUGACCUUGAAAUGUGGCUUAAGGUGGUCAAGAAAAUAUGGAUUGCCAAGUUUGACCAGGAAACUGAAGUUCAGGAGCUUGCCAAAAUGUUAGAGACAAAACUGAAAAUACAGAAUCCACCUCCAAAGAUGGUGACCACCCUCAUCGAAGAUGUCAUCCACCCUGAAGAAAGUGUACGUCAAGCUGCGGCAUCAACUGUUGCAGCAGUUCUGCAGUUACACAAGAAACAGGUGGCACCAAUGAUGCACCAACUUUUGGACAAGUACGGAGAGAAGCUGUUUCUCCCCCCACCAGAAGUAGACAGUUUCGGACGUGUUAUCGGUGAACCAGUUCCUGAUGAUUGGAUGUCACGCAGCGGAAUUGCACUGUGCCUCACCAAGAUGGCCCCUCUACUCCCCAAACACCUCAUUGCGCCACUUUUUGCAUUCUACGUACCAAAGGCGCUGGGGGACCGCGCACCAGAGGUGCAAACCAACAUGCGUGAUGCUGCACUUGCUGCAGUCAAUGAACACGGCAAGGAUAAUGUCAACACUCUUCUACCAGUCUUUGAGAACUUCUUAUCAACAGCCGCCAACACGGCCAGCAACGAUGCUGUGCGGCAAAGUAUUGUUAUCCUAAUGGGUUCCCUGGCCAAACAUUUGGACAAGAGUGACCCCAAGGUGAAGCCUAUUGUGGCUCGACUGAUCAGCGCCCUCUCAACACCAUCGCAAGAGGUUCAAAUAGCAGUGUCGUACUGCUUACCCCCUCUGGUGCCAGCCAUUGGUGCAGAUGCCACAACCAUUGUGCAGCAGCUGCUGCGACUACUGCUGGAGUCUGAGAAUUAUGGAGAGAGAAAAGGUGCCGCCUAUGGACUAGCUGGCCUCGUCAAAGGGCUCGGCAUCGUGGCCCUGAAGAAAAUGGGCAUUAUUAACACAUUGACAGAAGCUAUCAAGGACAAGAAGAACCCACGGCGGAGAGAAGGUUCCCUCUUUGCAUUUGAGAUGCUGUGUACUAUGUUGGGCAAAUUGUUCGAACCAUACGUGGUGGUGAUAUUACCACACCUACUGCUGUGUUUUGGUGACCACAACAUGUACGUCAGACAGGCGGCAGAUGAUACGGCCAAAGCUAUUAUGACCAACCUCAGUGGCCAUGGAGUAAAGUUUGUGCUGCCCUCUCUACUGAAGGGUCUGGAAGAAGAUGCUUGGAGGACCAAAGCAGGUUCUGUGGAACUGUUGGGUGCCAUGGCCUUCUGUGCUCCAAAACAGCUGUCAGCCUGUCUCCCUAACAUUGUACCAAAGCUGAUUGAAGUCCUCACUGAUUCCCACAACAAGGUCCAACGUGCUGGCGCCCAGGCUUUGCAACAGAUCGGCUCCGUCAUACGCAACCCGGAGAUACAAGCCAUUGUACCAGUAUUGUUAGCUGCACUACAGGACCCCACCCAGAAGACAUACGCCUCCCUGCAAGCCCUGCUGGACACCAAAUUUGUGCACUUCAUCGACGCAGCAUCACUGGCUCUGAUAAUGCCAGUGGUGGAGAGAGCAUUCCAAGACCGAACUACGGACACCAGGAAGAUGGCAGCCCAGAUUAUUGGCAACAUGUAUUCACUGACUGACCAGAAGGACUUGUCUCCCUACUUACCAACUGUGAUCCCAGGACUGAAACAGUCGCUCCUUGACCCUGUGCCUGAAGUGAGGAAUGUGUCGUCGCGAGCCCUCGGCACCAUGGUGCGUGGGAUGGGCGAGGGCACUUUUGACGACCUCCUGCCUUGGUUGAUGGAGACUUUGGUCUCUGAAAGAAGUUCUGUUGACCGAUCGGGAGCUGCUCAAGGUUUAAGUGAAGUGAUUGGUGGAAUGGGCCUGGCCAAACUACAAAUACUGAUGCCGGACAUUGUCCAGACCGCUGACCGCAAUGACAUUGCACCCCACAUCCGUGACGGCUACAUCAUGAUGUACAUUUACCUGCCAUUGGUCUUCAAAGAUGAUUUUCUGCCCUACAUUGGCCACAUCAUACCUUCCAUCUUGAAGGCGCUGGCUGACGAGUCGGAGUUUGUGCGAGACACUGCCCUUCGUGCCGGGCAGCGCAUCAUCAACAUGUAUGCCGAGACAGCCAUAGAACUGCUGCUGCCAGAACUGGAGAAUGGUUUGUUUGAUGAAAACUGGCGAAUAAGAUACAGUUCUGUGCAGUUACUUGGGGACUUGCUCUACAAAGUGUCCGGAGUCAGUGGCAAAAUGUCUACGGAAACGGCCAAUGAAGAUGAUAACUUUGGAACUGAGACUUCCCAGAAGGCUGUCUUGAGAGUAUUUGGCAAAGGGCGUCGCAACAGGGUCUUGGCUGGCCUCUACAUGGGUCGCUCAGACACUGCGCUACUGGUGCGACAGUCUGCACUGCAUGUCUGGAAGAUUAUCGUGUCCAACACUCCACGCACACUCCGAGAGAUUCUUCCUGUGCUCUUCUCAUUACUGCUUGGAUGUCUGGCCAGUACCAGCUACGACAAACGGCAGGUGGCAGCACGAACACUUGGAGAUUUAGUGCGGAAACUGGGCGAGCGUGUUUUGCCUGAAAUUAUCCCAAUCUUGGAGAAGGGUCUCGAUUCAGAUCGCAGUGACGAGAGACAGGGAGUUUGUAUAGGGCUCAGUGAAAUCAUGGCUUCAACCAGCCGGGAUCAUGUGACUGUGUUUGCCAACAACUUAAUCCCCAGUGUGCGCCGGGCCCUGUGUGAUCCCCUACCAGAAGUGAGGGAAGCAGCAGCUCGUACCUUUGACAACCUCCACCACAACAUCGGUGCCAGGGCCCUCGAUGAGAUCUUGCCAACCCUGCUCCAGAAACUGUCUGAGCCAGGGUCGUCAUCAGAAUGGGCCCUGGAUGGUCUGAAACAAGUGAUGACGGUCAAGAGUCGAGUUGUGCUGCCGUAUUUAGUUCCACAGCUGAUCAAGCCUCCCGUGGACACAAGGGCUCUGGCUUUCCUGUCUUCUGUGGCUGGGGAUGUACUGAGCAGACACUUAGGAAAGAUCUUGCCAGCGCUACUCUCAUCCCUCAGCAGUGCAGUUGGUACACCCAGAGAAGAAGAGGAAUUGGACUACUGUGAGUCGGUGGUUUUAUCGGUCACCGAUGAUAUUGGAAUCAACACUAUCCUCACCGAACUUCUCUCUGCUGCCAACAACCCCAACAGCUCGGCAGAGACCUGUUGUGCAGCUGUGAGCAUUCUGAAAGUGUUCUGUGGCAAGACAAAGGCUGAUUAUUCUGCCUGUUGCUCUCAGCUGCUACGCACGCUCAUUGCACUCUUCACGCACUCAGACGAACGUGUGCUGCUAGCGUCUUGGAAAUGCUUGGAUGCCAUUGCUAAGGAUCUAAAGAACAUGGACACUGGCGAGACAAUCCAACAGAUACGUCAGGCCAUCCGAUUCGCUACAUCAGAUUACAAAGGGACGGGUAAGGAAUUACCUGGCUUCUGCCUCAGUGGGAAGAGCAUCAGCCCUUUACUGCCAAUUUUCCGUGAAGGUAUUCUACACGGCAGCCCUGAACUGAAGGAAAUGUCUGCCGAGGGUCUUGGUGAAAUCAUUCAGCUGACCAGUGCUCCGGCCCUCUCACCAUCGGUCAUCAACAUCACUGGACCACUCAUUCGUAUCCUGGGUGACCGCUACCCUUGCAAUGUGAAAGUUGCAGUUCUGGAGACAUUGAACCUUCUGUUGAAUAAGGUCGGCGCAAUCAUGAAGCCAUUCCUACCUCAGUUACAGACAACGUUCACGAAGGCCCUCAAUGAUGCCAACCGCACGGUGAGGUUAAGAGCAGCAUCUGCCAUGGGGGGCCUCAUUGUGAUACAUACUCGGGUGGAACCUCUCAUCACCGAGUUACAUACAAACAUCAAAACCACAGACGAUACCAGCAUCAGGGACACAACAUUGCAGGCUCUGCGGAACUGUGUGGGUGGAUCAAAGGGAAAGAUAAGCGACAAUCUUCGAAAGACACUGAGCGGGACCCUGCUACGGUUGUUGAACAGCCCUGAGGACACGACACGCCUGAUUGCAGCUGGCUGCCUUGGGGCCCUGACUGUUACAUUGCCAGACAGUGAUUUCACUGACAUGAUGAAUAGCCAUUUGAUGGAUACGGACAAUGGAUCAGACUGGACCCUGCGACAUGGACGCAGCGUUGCCCUUGCUGUAGCCAUCAAAGAAGGGGCUGACCGUGUCCUGGUUCCCAGCCUCCAGCCUGCCGUCUUCCAAACUGUCACACACUUCACUGCUGCUGACAGGAUACCAAUCUGCCUAAGUGGGCUACGGGCUGCUACCUAUGUGUUAAGUUACCAAAUCACCAACAGUCUUGAACCCUCCACUGAAAUUUUGGCUCUUUUAGCCAAGGGUUUGAAGCACGAUUCCAACGAUGUGAAACAGUUGUGUGGCCAACUAGCCAGCCACCUCGCUCGACAAACGGACCAACCCCUGCCGGCUGUCAUGAUGAAGUACCUAGUCCCUGCCCUGGUCAUGGGCACCAAGGAAAAGAAUUUUAUUGUGAAAGGCAACAGUGAGUACGGCCUGCUGGCUGUGCUCCAGCUGGCCAAAGGGGACUCAGUCUACCAGGCGACCCUGUCCCUCUUAGAUGUCGGUAUGCAGGAGGCCCUCCAGGAUGUCCACACCAAGACACUGCGAAAGCUGUUGGCCAAGACAACGACCCCGGUCAGGGAGGAGAUCGACGAUUCUGUCCUUGUCUAGAGUGUCACCCGUGGCACAUGUUCAACUCCCCCACCCCUCCACCCCUCACAAGCUGCUGACCAACACAACCUUCCAACCAACCAACCAACCCUGCACCCUCGUCGUCCCAGCGUCCUCUGUCUCCACAUGUUGGGUGAGGAGGGAGGGAGAUUAGCAAUGCUUGACCAGUCGGUCUCCCCACCACCACACAGGGACGGAGGGGGUGAGAGAGAGAGAGGGAGAGCAAAGGAGAUGGGGUUGGUGGUGGUGGUGGUGGUGGUGGCGGUGGCCAGCUGUGGAGCGGAGUGGGGUGGCAGGUGGAUGACAGCAGAACAACUGGACUAAGAACCUACCCUGUUCCUCACCCACCCACCUGCCCAUCCAUGACCCACCCCAUAUGGAAAAUUGGCGUGGAAAGGGAAUGGGUGAGGAGGGGCACUUGAUAAUUGGCAUAAAGUGGUUGUGGCCAAGCAGCAGCAAUGAAAAUGGAGCAAAAUUUAUGAGAGUUGAGUGGUGAGUGUUGAGGAAAGCAAGAAACUUGUUCAAGGGGAGAAAUAAAGUUUUUUUUUUAAUUAUUUCAAUAAAUAAACAAAUAAAUAAAUUUUGUGCAAAACUAAAAAAAA
Octopus sinensis (East Asian common octopus) is the source of this 8985-nucleotide messenger RNA. Its product is annotated as eIF-2-alpha kinase activator GCN1. The coding region runs from base 59 to 8383 and encodes 2774 amino acids. Gene Ontology annotation, cellular component: cytosol. Gene Ontology annotation, biological process: cellular response to amino acid starvation; regulation of translation. Lineage: Eukaryota; Metazoa; Mollusca; Cephalopoda; Octopoda; Octopodidae. The transcript is spliced from 51 exons. Gene Ontology annotation, molecular function: protein kinase regulator activity; protein binding. The record is from RefSeq and is a predicted model, not a curated record.